Molecule: messenger RNA, 717 nt
Organism: Trichoderma gamsii
Lineage: Eukaryota; Fungi; Ascomycota; Sordariomycetes; Hypocreales; Hypocreaceae
Exons: 5
Coding region: 1-717 (238 amino acids)
Biological process (GO): nucleocytoplasmic transport
Cellular component (GO): cytoplasm; nuclear pore
Molecular function (GO): GTPase activator activity
Source: RefSeq, a predicted model, not a curated record
AUGUCUUCCGCCGAUGCCACUGAGCCCAAGGUCGAGCAGACCAACACUGAGGCCCCUGGUGCCUCCGUGACCGCUUCCUCUGUAUUCUCCAUGUUCGGCGGUGGUGAGAAGAAGGAGAAGAAGGAGGAUGAGGACCGUGGCGACAACUCUGGAAGCGCAAAGGCUCAGCGCGAUGCCAAGGGCGAUGAGGAGGAGGCCCCCCAGAGCGAAGACGUUCACUUCGAGCCCGUCGUCAAGCUGACCGAGAAGGUCGAAGUCAAGACCAACGAGGAGUCUGAGGAGCAGCUCUUCAAGAUGCGCGCCAAGCUGUUCAAGUUCGUCAAGGCCGUCAAGAAGGAUGGCGAGGAUGCCCCCGCCUCCUCUGGCGAGUGGAAGGAGCGAGGAACCGGCGACGUCAGACUGCUUAAACACAAGGAGAACGACAAGGUCCGCCUGGUUAUGCGACGAGAGAAGACGCUCAAGGUCUGCGCCAACCACUACAUUGUCCCCGAAAUCACCCUGUCCCCCAACGUUGGCUCUGACCGCAGCUGGGUGUGGAACGCUGCCGCUGAUGUCAGCGAGGGCGAGCCCGAGGCUGUUACCCUUGCUAUUCGAUUCGCCAACUCUGACAAUGCCAACCAGUUCAAGGAGUCCUUCCUGAAGGCCCAGAAGGACAGCGAGCACCUCUUCAAGGCCGCUGCUGAGGAGGAGACCAAGGAGGAGGAGAAGACUGCUUAA